AUCUCUUAGUGUAUCGAGUAUUUUCGGAUACUUCUUGGAUCAGAUAGUGCCGUAUGUGUGCUUGUGAUAAGACCCGGUUUUUUGGAUAAAAAUUCAUUGUCCUCAUUUACAAGUGCUACUCUUUUUUUUGUAAUUGUUUAUUUGUGAUUUUUAUAUUUAAUUAUCUGAGACGGUAAAAUGAGUGGCGGGGUUUACGGUGGAGAUGAGGUUGGAGCCCUCGUAUUUGAUAUUGGACAUUAUUCUGUCCGUGCUGGAUUUGCUGGAGAGGAUUCUCUUAAAGCUGAGAUACCUAGUAUGGUUGGUUAUCUCGAUGAAGUUCCUGAUAACUCAAUGGAAGUUGAUUCUCAACCGGCUCCUACUGCACAAAGAAAACAUUUCAUCGAUACAACAUCUAUUCAUGUUCCUAGGAAAGGUGUUGAAAUGACAACGUUUCUCAAAGACGGCAUGAUUGAGGAUUGGGAUCUAUUCGAAAAAAUGCUCGACCAUGUUUAUGCGAAACACGUAAAAUCCGAUCCAAAAUUACAUCCCGUAUUAAUGUCAGAAGCAGCGUGGAAUGUAAGAAGUAAAAGAGAAAGAUUGACCGAAAUUAUGUUCGAAAAGUACAAUAUACCGGCUUUUUUCUUAGUUAAAAAUGCUGUCCUGUCUGCUUUUGCCAAUGGAAGAUCAACAGGUAUCGUUGUUGAUUCUGGAGCUUCUCAAACCUCUGCUGUUCCAAUCCAUGAUGGUUUUGUGCUGCAACAAAUGAUUGUUAAAUCUCCUCUUGCUGGUGAUUUUAUCACUAUGCAAUGUCGCCAAUAUUUUGAAGAACAUAACAUUGAAAUUGUUCCACCUUAUCAGAUUGCAUCUAAAGAAGCUGUCAAUGAAGGAGCGGUACCUAAAUGGACUAAGAAAACUAAUAUUCCUGAAGUGAGUAAAUCAUGGCACAAUUACAUGGUCAAAGAAGUUAUUCAAGAUUUUCAAGCCUGUGUUCUACAAGUCCAUGAUGCACCUUACGACAAGGAAACCAUCGAAAACAUGCCAACAGUGCAUUACGAAUUUCCUAAUGGUUUUAAUCAAGAUUUUGGAUGUGAAAGAUUUUCAAUCCCCGAAGCUUUAUUUGAUCCAUCUAAUAUUAAAGGAGUUCCUGGAUCUGUGAUGGGAAUAGCUCAGAUAGUUACCACAAGUGUAGGAAUGUGCGAUGUUGAUAUAAAGCCAGCUUUAUACGGAUCUGUUAUAGUGACAGGUGGAAAUACUCUUAUUCAAGGAUUCACAGAUAGACUUAAUCGAGAUUUAUCGACCAAAACUCCACCGAGUAUGAGAUUGAAACUCCUCAGUCCUGUUGGAACAGCUGAACGAAGAUAUGCUGCCUGGAUUGGUGGAUCCAUUCUUGCUUCUCUGGGAACAUUCCAACAAAUGUGGAUCUCAAAACAGGAGUAUGAUGAAGGAGGAAAAUCUCAAGUUGAGCGUAAAUGUCCUUAAGUAUUCUCUUCGCAUUUUACUUCAACACCUCUCAUUUGAUUAAGUGAUGUGGUUUCAUUCUGUCUAUCUUUAUCAUCAUUCAACCAUUGGAGCCAUCUUCAGUGCAUCUUUCACCCCCAUUUUGAAUUUUUGUAAGCACUCAAAGCCAAAUAAAUCAUUUGAUGUAAAAUUUGACCUUUAAUCACAUCUCAUGAACGAUCAACUGUAUUUCAUCUCUUCUGUUUAUUUCGAUAUUUACAUGUAAAAAUUGUGCUACUGUUGAAAUCUCCAAUUGAAUGAAUGAUUAAUUCAGUUGAUCAAGCUAGAAUGAUCAAUUCUAAGUUAUAGCUUGAUUAUUAAACAUCUUUUGUACACAAGAUUGUACACGUCGUUUAAAUUCAUCCAGAACUAAAUCAAUUCACCAAUAACUUUAAUAUCUGAUCAAUUAAUUUCAGAAUGUAUAUUGUAUCAUAAGUAAACCUAAAUUGGUUUGGCUUGGAAGCAAGAAAUGAAUGCAGAUACAAAAAAUCUCAGUCAAUUGUAUUAUUAAUAUGUCAAUUUUACUUGAUUUUAACCAUUCUAAUAAAUGCUUGAAAAAUCUCAA
Molecule: messenger RNA, 2041 nt
Organism: Tetranychus urticae (two-spotted spider mite)
Lineage: Eukaryota; Metazoa; Arthropoda; Arachnida; Trombidiformes; Tetranychidae
Gene: Bap55
Product: Brahma associated protein 55kD
Source: RefSeq, a predicted model, not a curated record